CUUUUGUCUAAUUCUAUUCUUGCUCCUAAUGGGUGGAAUUGGUGACCAACUCCCACUUUCGUCGGCCCCGGCCAAGACGGGGCCUCCGCCGCCUCCCUCCAUUAAUCCCCCACCACGCACUUCCAUGGACGCACUUUUCAAUGGUGGGUCCUCCGGCAGCGCCGGCUUCGGGUUCAGUAGUCCUGGUCCCAUGACUCUCGUUUCUAAUUUCUUCAACGACAACGAGGACUUCAAGUCCUUCUCGCAACUUCUCGCCGGCGCUAUGCCGUCUCCAUUGAUGACGACGCACGGGAAACACUCCGUUGAAGUUGGGGGCUCCGCCGGCACUGGGCUUAAGAAGGAUAGGCCCUCCGUUGAGCAGUCCCCGAUGUUCAUGUUUCCGCCGGCGGGGCUUAGCGCUGCUGGCUUCGUCGGUCCUCCUAGGAAUUUUCCAGCUUCUGAGGUCUCAGCCGAGGCUGUGCGGGUCAACGAAAACCCAUCUUCUUCCAUUGGUAAGCAAGUUCAGAUGAUGCCACCAAGCUCUGGUACGACGUCGUCGGCAAUGAAGGAAUGUCCUGAUGAUGGAUUCAACUGGCGCAAGUAUGGGCAGAAACAGGUGAAAGGCAGCGAAUUUCCUCGAAGUUAUUACAAGUGCACGUAUCAGAACUGCCCUGUGAAGAAGAAGGUUGAGAGAUCUCUCGACGAUGACCAUGUGGUGGCCAUCAUUUACAAAGGACAGCAUAAUCAUCAACGUCCUCGCCCCAUUAAUAACAACAAGUACGCAAAAGACGCAAUCAUAGGGACAACAACUUCGGAUGAGAACUCAAACGCGCGAGGGACAACCUGGGAGUCAUCAACAGGAGCUGAACACGAAGCAGAAGGAUCAAGCGAGAGUACUGAGGAAGCUGCUGCAGGUUAUUAUGGCGAUACUACUACUGAAAUGGAGGACAAAAAUGAUGGGCCUGACCUAAAGAGAAGACACACAGAAGGAGGGGCUUCGCAUAGGACAGCCAUGGAACCAAGGAUUAUUGUGCAGACGACAAGUGAAGUUGACCUGCUAGAUGAUGGGUAUAGAUGGCGAAAAUAUGGCCAAAAAGUUGUCAAAGGCAAUCCUUUCCCCAGGAGCUAUUACAAGUGCACAACCACAGGUUGCAAUGUUCGGAAACAUGUGGAGAGAGCAUCCUCAGAUCCUAAAGCUGUUAUUACAACGUACGAAGGAAAACACAAUCACGACGUGCCGGCAGCUAAGACUAACAGCCACACUAUCGCCAACAACUCAGCUUCACAGCUAAGACCCCACAACACCACAAUACCAGAGAGACUUAGUUUCAAUGGCGGACCUAUUGGGUCCCACCAGCAACAACAGCCUGUGGCACGUCUUAGGCUGAAGGAAGAACAGAUAACCUAGUUUUCCUCUUAUAGAGGCUGUAACGCCAGAUUAUUGCUUUGAUUAGAAAGCGCUGAAAAUAGACACAGAAGAAACUUUCCUAAAGUUUCAACCUGAUCUGGGAAGUUUGCAAUUCAGUAGUCAUAUUCAUACUUUGAUGUUCUGGGCAUCUUUUUCAGCCUAGAGCCGAAGUUUUCAUCAUGAAGACGUGUUUCAUAGUUUCAUCUUGCAAUUCAUUGCCGAGAAAAAUUCUUCAAUCAUAUGGAGAAAUUUUCAUGGUUGACUAUGAUGUUAACGCAAUCAAGUUCCUUUUUAACAGAUUAGGAGGAGUGAAAUGUAAACUAUCCUUAUUUGUGAUUAUAUCUCUAUUAUGAUCAUGGCAUUGGGGACCAAGUAAAGCAAUGACAGACAAAAAAUCAUCAUUACAUUAAUAAUAUUAAAAAUGGAUUGUUACUGUA
Neltuma alba is the source of this 1824-nucleotide messenger RNA. Its product is annotated as probable WRKY transcription factor 4. Bases 29 to 1387 code for a protein of 452 amino acids. Lineage: Eukaryota; Viridiplantae; Streptophyta; Magnoliopsida; Fabales; Fabaceae. Gene Ontology annotation, molecular function: sequence-specific DNA binding; DNA-binding transcription factor activity. The transcript is spliced from 5 exons. The record is from RefSeq and is a predicted model, not a curated record. Gene Ontology annotation, biological process: regulation of DNA-templated transcription.